UAUUAAAAGCUGUUCUUGUAAAAUUGAACUGUUAAAGAAACAAUGGCGAUUUGGGCGUGAAAGAGUUUGCAAGCUGCGGUGAUAAGUAGAGACAGUGAAAUGCUAUAGAGAUCAUCAUCAUCAUCAGGAGGAAAGAGCUAUUGUAAAAGGUGGAAAAUUUCAUUUAGCGGAGGUAAAUUGCAGUCCAAAAUAGGGAAAGGCCUACCACUGGUGUGAAGGCCUUAAGAGGAAAACAAUCUAAAGGAAUUCCUGGCACACCUUGCAAGGCUAAAUACUCCUGGAUCCAAGCACGUUGAAAAUUUAUCCGAGAGUCGCCCCAAUGGAACAAAAUGAUUUAACAGUUGAUUUUCAACAUGGACUAGCUAAAAGGCCCAAGCAUGAUACUUCAAAUAUGCAAAUUGUCCCCAGGACAGGCACUCUGGAGGGUGUCUCUCUCAUGAUGCCUCUUUUACCAGUUCCUUGUCUGGGAAAUGUUGAUUCAAUGUUAUCCAUUACCUAUUCUGGAACAGUUACAAGAGGGAAGGUUGGGGCAGCAAUUGGGACAGUGGACAUUGGCGUCAAUGACUAUGCAUACUUUUUCCGUAUUGCUCUACCUGGUGUCAGUAAGGAUCCUGCAGGCCGGUUCAGCUGUGAGAUAGAAAGUGAUGGAAAAGUUAAUGUUCGAGGUAUGACAACAACUGGUGGGCAAACAGUGGAGAGGCAUUCUCGUGUGUACCAAAUGAAACUUCAGCAGCAAUGCCCACCUGGGCAGUUCACUCUUUCUUUCUGUUUGCCUGGACCUGUUGAUCCGAGGCUGUUUUCACCAAAUUUCCGGUCUGAUGGAGUUUUUGAAGCUAUUGUUGUGAAGCAUGUGAACAGUUGAUUGUUUAGCAUUAUAUUACUCAGAACAUGGUCUCAAUUGCCUUUGGUCCUAGUUUUUAUCUCUUUGGGUGCAAUUCAGAGGAACUUUAAAAAAAUCUUGAUUGGUAUAUUUAGAGUAGAAAACUUUUGGAUGUUUAAAGUAGCAUAUAAUAUUUUUAGUUUUUGAAGGUGCAAAUAUUAUAGACUGAAUGACCUCCUUAUUUGGUUCCUUUAUUUUUUUGCA
This is a messenger RNA of Impatiens glandulifera, 1084 nucleotides long. Its product is annotated as increased DNA methylation 3-like. Gene Ontology annotation, cellular component: nucleus. The coding region runs from base 320 to 862 and encodes 180 amino acids. The transcript is spliced from 4 exons. Lineage: Eukaryota; Viridiplantae; Streptophyta; Magnoliopsida; Ericales; Balsaminaceae. The record is from RefSeq and is a predicted model, not a curated record.